Bipolaris oryzae ATCC 44560 is the source of this 1104-nucleotide messenger RNA. RefSeq lists its product as uncharacterized. Gene Ontology annotation, molecular function: dioxygenase activity. The coding region runs from base 1 to 1104 and encodes 367 amino acids. The transcript has 2 exons. NCBI's taxonomy places the organism in Eukaryota, Fungi, Ascomycota, Dothideomycetes, Pleosporales, Pleosporaceae. The record is from RefSeq and is a predicted model, not a curated record.
AUGGCUCCAUCAAACGACAUCUAUCGCAAGGUCGAGUGGAAUGGGAAGCAAGUCCCAGUCUACCCCAUGGAGACUAUCGACUUCUCUGCGCUCUUAUCUCAGGAGCCUGCGGAGCUGGAAAAGCUUCUUAAGUGCUGCAAAGAAGAAGGCUUCUUCUACUUGGACCUGAACAACGUUGACGGACGCCGAUUCCUUGAUGACCACCAGGAGCUUUUGAAGCUCAUGCACAGGUUCUUCGAAGCUCCGAUUGAAGUGAAGAACGAGUAUGGACUUAUCUCCCCCCAUCUCGGCUAUGAGCCCAUCGGCUCCCGCAACGGCGUCCUCGAAGACACACGCGACGGCUACGAAAUGGUCAAAGUCUCUCGCGACGAGAUCCAACGCGAAUCCCCUCACAUUCCACGCAACAUCAAAAACAGCACCGACCUGAAAACCCUCGAGAACUCCAUCUCCGGUAGCAACAUCAUCGGAAAAGUCAUCUUGGCCGCCCUCUCCACCGCGUUCGGUCUCACAGGCUCAUCACGCUUCGAAAACUCGCACCGCAACCACCGUCCCUCGACUAGCACUCUGGCUAUGAUGCACUACAUCCCGUCCAAUCCCUCCAAAGACGGGAAUGUCGGCCACCAAAAACAUACUGACAUCAGUUCCCUCACCGUCCUCUUCACCGAGCAGUGGGGUCUCCAAAUCCGACCACCCGGUACCAAGGAAUUCGGCUUUGUAGAGCCCAAACAGGGCCAGGCUAUCAUCAACGUAGGCGACUCCCUGCGCUUCGCCAGCGGUCACACGUUCCAAUCGUGUAUUCACCGCGUUGUGCCAUAUGACUAUAGUGAGCAUAGGUAUUCUGUUGCGUACUUUCUGCGGGCUGAGGAUGAGACUAUGUUUCAGGAUAGUGAGGGGAGGUAUGUUACUUCGCGGCAGUGGCAUGACGAGAAGUUUUUGGCAUUCUUGGGGUCGCCAGCUGAUCAGGCGGCUGCGCCAAGGUCGUUGUUGUUGGGGGGGAUGGAGGAGGGUAAGGAUGAUGUGUAUGGGGCGCCGAGGAAGCUGGCUGUUGUUGAGGGUGGGGUGAAAGAUGCUGUUGAGGUGGCUACGGUUGAGGUGAGCGCUUAG